AUUAUCUUGAAAGCACAUCGACGGAGAAAGACGUGAGAAGGACGCUAAUAAGUCAGUCUUAUUAUUUGUUAUUCCAGUUUGAAAUAUUUACGUCCUAUAAAAUACAUCUUUGAUUCUUUAUUCAAGGAUAAAAUGGUCUCGAUGCGCUAGAAGCACUUUGCCGCUUCUCGUGCUCGUUUAUUGUUAGUUAGCUUAGCUCGCUAGUUAGCUUAGCUUGUUAGCUGCUAACAGAAGUUAUCAACGCAUCGCUAAGUAGAGAUCAAGUGUGAGAGUAAAGUGUUGUGAUUGUGUGAAAAUGUCUACAUUACACAUGUUGAGAGCGUUGGUGGAUCAGCGACUAACUGCUGCCGUUGAAGAAAUAUUUGUAGUGUUAGAAAGAACGAUAGCAGAAUACGAGGUGGAACUUUCUAGAACAAAGGAGGAGAACAAUCGACUACUGGACGCUGUUUUCAAGAAACAUCAAGUUGUGUUACACACAACAGACGUUCAACAGCCCCUUCACAUUAAAGAGGAAGAGGAUGAUCCACAGCCCACCUACAUUAAAGAGGAAGAGGAGGAUCCACAGCCCACCCACAUUAAAGAGGAAGAGGAGGAUCCACACAUGAAAGAGGAAGAGGAGGGAGAGUGUGUUGUAGGGCAGGAGGAGGAUGAUGUCAGCAAGUUUCCACUGACUGUUGUCUCUGUGAAGACUGAAGAGCAUGAAGACAAAGCACCUGAGUCCUCACAGCUUCAUCACAGUCCAAACAUGCAGCGGGUGUCAGCGGGGAGUCAUGAAGAGGAGUGGCACACCAGUGUGGGACAGAAGGAGCUACAGGCCCCCUCCCACAUUAAAGAGGAGCAGCUUCAUGAUGAAGAUGAAGCUCAGUCCUUACAGCUUCAUCACAGUCAAAGUGAGGAGAACAGAGGGGCGGAGCUUGUAAGUCAACACAUCACAGAAGCUGAUGGAGAGCAUUGUGAAGAUAUCAAGUCAGAACCAGACAGCAUCUUUGCUCCACUGUCAGACAUGGACCACAUGAUGUCACACUCUUCUGAUCACAGUGACCACAUCCAAAAACCUUUGGAGAGUAAAAAUGAGUCUAAAGGUGAUACGAGACAUCACACUAACAACAAACACUUUGACUGCUCUGAAUGUGGGAAAUCAUUUAGAAAGAAGAGUAAUGUUACAGUACACAUGAGAAUCCAUACUGGAGAGAAACCUUUUACUUGCUCUGUUUGUAAGAAUAGUUUCUCCAGAAAGCUUAACAUGACCACACACAUGAGAACACACACUGGAGAGAAACCUUUUGCUUGUUCUGUUUGUGCUAAAAGAUUCAACACUAAGAAAGACAUGAUAUUACACAUGAGAACACACACAGGUGAGAAACCUUUUACUUGCUCUGUUUGUAAGAAGAGUUUCUCCACAAAGCGUAACAUGACCACACACAUGAGAACACACACUGGAGAGAAACCUUUUACUUGCUUUGUAUGUGCUAAAAGAUUCAACACUAAGAAUGACAUGAUAUUACACAUGAGAACACACACAGGUGAGAAACCUUUUACUUGCUCUGUUUGUAAGAAGAGUUUCUCCAGAGAGGAACGCUUGACCAGACACAUGAGAACACACACUGGAGAGAAACGGUUUACUUGCACUGUGUGUGAUAAGAUGUUCAGGUUUAAGAAUCAGGUCAGUAGACACAAGUGUGUAACAGUCAUGGAAGCUGCAGGGAUGUAAAAACACUUAAACAGUGAUUGUGCUAAAUGUAGUUUAAAAACACAGCAUGUUUAAUAUGAAUGUAUAUUUGAUGUUGUAUGUAGUGCUUCUCAUCUUCUAGUCUUAUAUGUUGUCCUGUACUUACUUUUUAAGUUGUGUGCAUGUAUUGAAUAUUAUAUAUGUAGCUCCUAUUUUAUUUUAUAUUCUCAUUGUUUAAAGAGAUGGCAUCUUAUUUAAAUUUGUUUUUUUUUUGUGUCUUAUAAAAUCACACAUUUUUUUGAUUGCUUUUUAUUGAUGUUAUUAUCCAAUUAAAAGUCAGAAUGAAUAAAAUGGUUAACAAAAUGUGGACUCUGGUAGAUUAGCAGCAUUGUUACAUCAUGGAUGUUAACUACUGCAAAACAUCAACAAAGAAGAAAAAUGCUGAAGUUAGCAACACAUCACUGAACUUUAGAGCCAUCGUGAGUGGAGUUGCUUGUUUUUAUUGCUGCAUUUGUACUUAUUUCACCUCACAUCUUCACUUUUAAUCCUAAAGUCUUCUUCAAAUAUUGAUGUUUCUGAUGUGUGUGUUCUGUGGAAAGGGUUGUUUCCAAUUGUUCACUUGCACAGAUACAUAUUCAUCAUCAUCAUCAUCAUCAUCAUCAGGCAUCACCGGU
Nerophis lumbriciformis (worm pipefish) is the source of this 2343-nucleotide messenger RNA. RefSeq lists its product as uncharacterized. Lineage: Eukaryota; Metazoa; Chordata; Actinopteri; Syngnathiformes; Syngnathidae. The record is from RefSeq and is a predicted model, not a curated record. Gene Ontology annotation, molecular function: DNA-binding transcription activator activity, RNA polymerase II-specific; RNA polymerase II cis-regulatory region sequence-specific DNA binding. Gene Ontology annotation, biological process: regulation of transcription by RNA polymerase II. Gene Ontology annotation, cellular component: nucleus.